AUGGCCUCCCGCGCUGCUACCCGCCUGCCAGCGUUUCAGCGUUCCCUUGCCGCCGCUGCCUCUCCCCGCAGCGCCCUCACUCGCUCCCUCACCACAGCAGCCCGCUCCGGCGCCACGAGCAGCAGCAAUUCCAUGAUGGCUUCCUCCAGGAACUCCUCGGCCACGGCCAUCCGCAGACUGCAUGCCACCGCCCAGCAGCUCAAGCCUGCCGCCGCCGCUGCAACUGCGUCGACCACCUCCGCAGCCUCCACCGCUACCUCGUUCCCCCAGGACCACGAACGCAUCGCCAACCCCAUCGACACCGCCAACUUCAUCGAUAACGAGUUCACUGCCUCUCGCGCAGAGACAUGGAUCGACUUGUUCGACCCGGCCACCAACAACCUCGUCACCCGUGUUCCCCAGAGCACGGAUGCGGAGAUGAAGGCUGCUGUUGCCAGUGCCCAGGCUGCGUUCCCAGGGUGGAAGGCAACCAGCAUCAUGGCCAGACAGCAGAUCAUGUUCAAGUUUGUCAACUUGAUUCGUGCCAAUUGGGACCGUCUCGCGGCUAGCAUCACCCUUGAGCAGGGCAAGACCUUUGCCGACGCCAAGGGAGACGUCCUCCGUGGUCUGCAGGUGGCCGAGACUGCCUGCGGUAUCACCACCCAGAUGACCGGCGAGGUGCUCGAGGUCGCCAAGGACAUGGAGACCAGAAGCUACAGAGAGCCAUUGGGCGUUGUCUCUGCCAUCUGUCCAUUCAACUUCCCUGCCAUGAUUCCACUCUGGUGCAUCCCAGUUGCUACCAUGACUGGUAACACCCUGGUCAUGAAGCCAUCCGAGCGUGACCCCGGCGCGGCCAUGAUCCUCGCUGAGCUCGCCAGGGAAGCUGGUUUCCCCAAGGGUGUCAUCAACAUCAUCCACGGUUCCGCCAAGACCGUCGACUUCAUCCUCGACGCACCCGAGAUCAAGGCCAUCAGCUUCGUCGGCAGCAACCGCGCUGGUGAAUACAUCUACACUCGCGGUUCUGCCAACGGCAAGCGUGUCCAGGCCAAUCUCGGUGCUAAGAACCACUGCGCCGUCCUGCCUGACGCCAACAAAAACCAUGCCUUGAACGCCAUUGCCGGUGCCGCUUUCGGUGCCGCUGGUCAGCGAUGCAUGGCUCUCAGCACUCUCGUCAUGAUUGGCGAGACCAAGGAAUGGCUUCCUGAAAUCGCCGAUCGUGCCCGCGCCCUCAAGGUCAACGGUGGAUUCGAGGAGGGUGCCGAUUUGGGUCCUGUCAUUAGCCCCGAGAGCAAGAAGAGAAUCGAGGACAUCAUUGCCACCGCCGAAAAGGAGGGUGCCACCAUCCUUCUUGACGGACGCGGCUUCAAGCCCGAGAAGUACCCCAACGGUAACUGGGUCGGCCCAACCAUCAUCACCGGUGUCAAGCCACACAUGACCUGCUACAAGGAGGAGAUCUUCGGCCCUGUCCUUGUCUGCCUCGAAGUCGAGACCCUCGACGAAGCCAUCGACCUCAUCAACGCCAACGAAUACGGUAACGGUGCCGCGGUCUUCACCCGCUCCGGCCCAACUGCCACCAAGUUCCAGCGCCAGAUUGAGGCUGGCCAGCUUGGUAUCAACGUCCCAAUCCCCGUCCCGCUCCCCAUGUUCAGCUUCACUGGAAACAAGAAGAGUAUUGCUGGUGGCGGUGCAAACACCUUCUACGGCAAACCAGGUCUCCAGUUCUAUACCCAGCAGAAGACCGUCACCAGCUUGUGGAGAAGUGAGGACGCAAUCAGCAACAAGGCAAGCGUUGUCAUGCCCACCCACAGUUAA
Arthroderma uncinatum is the source of this 1791-nucleotide messenger RNA. RefSeq lists its product as uncharacterized. The transcript has 3 exons. The record is from RefSeq and is a predicted model, not a curated record. Gene Ontology annotation, biological process: thymine catabolic process; L-valine catabolic process. Gene Ontology annotation, cellular component: mitochondrion. NCBI's taxonomy places the organism in Eukaryota, Fungi, Ascomycota, Eurotiomycetes, Onygenales, Arthrodermataceae. Gene Ontology annotation, molecular function: methylmalonate-semialdehyde dehydrogenase (acylating, NAD+) activity; malonate-semialdehyde dehydrogenase (acetylating, [NAD(P)+]) activity. The coding region runs from base 1 to 1791 and encodes 596 amino acids.